Molecule: messenger RNA, 2639 nt
Organism: Hibiscus syriacus
Lineage: Eukaryota; Viridiplantae; Streptophyta; Magnoliopsida; Malvales; Malvaceae
Product: homeobox-leucine zipper protein ATHB-8-like
Exons: 17
Coding region: 203-2593 (796 amino acids)
Molecular function (GO): DNA-binding transcription factor activity; lipid binding; DNA binding
Source: RefSeq, a predicted model, not a curated record
CCUUUUUGUGUUCAUCAUCAUCCACUAUAAACAGUUAUAUGAAAAAAUAGCUGUUUUUCUCAUCUUCUCCAACAUGUUCCAUAGUUUCUCUUUUUUUAUCGGGAAAUUGUUUUGAUCUUUACUAGAAUCUGAAUAGAGUUCUGAGGUCCCCGCCGUGAUCCGGCUGUGUUUGCAGAAAUUCCCCACAGAAACAAACGACGUGAUGAUGGCGGUGAUCUCGUCCUGCGAAGAUGGGAACAGGAUGGCAAUGGAUAACGGGAAAUACGUACGGUACACGCCCGAGCAAGUCGAAGUUUUAGAGCGUCUCUACUACGAGUGUCCUAAGCCUAGCUCGGUUCGCCGCCAACAGCUCAUUCGCGAGUACCCGAUCCUCUCAAACAUCGACCCGAAGCAGAUCAAAGUUUGGUUCCAAAAUCGCAGAUGUAGGGAAAAACAAAGGAAAGAGGCAUCCCGGUUACAAGCCGUGAACAGGAAGUUGUCCGCCAUGAAUAAGCUGUUAAUGGAGGAGAAUGAUAGGUUACAAAAGCAAGUUUCACAGCUUGUUCAUGAAAAAAGCUACUUCCGGCAACAGACUCGAAAUGGGGCAUUAGCCAUCACAGAUACGAGUUGUGACUCAGUGGUGACGAGUGGUCAUCAUCAGCAACGCCAUUUGAGUACUCCUCAGCAUCCUCCAAGGGAUGCAAGCCCUGCAGGACUUUUGUCCAUUGCAGAUGAAACUUUAACAGAAUUUCUUUCAAAGGCCACUGGAACCGCUGUGGAGUGGGUCCAAAUGCCUGGUUUGAAGCCUGGUCCGGAUUCCAUUGGAAUCGUUGCUAUUUCUCAUGGUUGCACCGGAGUGGCAGCACGUGCAUGCGGACUUGUGGGACUCGAUCCCACUAGGGUCUCUGAAAUCCUUAAAGACCGGCCUUCGUGGUUCCGUGAUUGCCGGGUCGUGGAUGUUAUGAACGUGUUGUCCACCGGAACCGGUGGAACCAUUGAACUGCUUUAUAUGCAGCUCUAUGCGCCAACAACAUUGGCCCCAGCUCGAGACUUCUGGCUGCUGCGCUACACAUCUGUUUUGGAGGACGGUGGUCUUGUGGUAUGUGAAAGAUCACUUAACAAUACUCGGAACGGUCCGGACAUGCCUCCGGCUGCAAAUUUUGUGAGAGCAGAAAUGCUGCCUAGUGGUUACCUAAUUCGACCUUGUGAAGGCGGUGGAUCAAUAAUUCACAUAGUUGAUCACAUGGAUUUGGAGCCUUGGAGAGUUCCUGAAGUGCUGCGUCCCCUUUACGAGUCCUCGGCAUUGCUUGCUCAGAAGACAACAAUGGCGGCUUUGCGUCAUUUAAGGCAGAUUUCUCAAGAAAUAUCUCAGCCGGAUGCUACUGGUUGGGGAAGACGACCUGCUGCUCUACGUGCUCUUAGCCAGAAAUUGAGCAAGGGCUUUAAUGAGGCUGUUAAUGGGUUUCCUGAUGAAGGAUGGUCUAUGUUAGAAAGUGAUGGUGCCGAUGAUAUUACCCUGCUGAUGAACUCAUCUCCCGGCAAGAUGAUGGCCAUGAAUCUUUCUUACAGUAACGGCUUUCUCUCAAUCGGCAAUGCGGUUCUUUGUGCCAAAGCAUCAAUGUUGUUGCAGAAUGUACCUCCAGCUAUACUCCUCCGAUUCUUGCGAGAACAUCGAUCGGAGUGGGCGGACAGUGGCAUCGAUGCUUACUCUGCUGCUGCCGUCAAAGCUGGUCCUUGUAGCUUACGGAUGUCUCGAGGUGGAAGUUUCGGGGGUCAAGUCAUUCUUCCAUUGACUCACACGAUCGAGAACGAAGAGUUCAUGGAGGUCAUUAAGCUGGAAAAUUUCGGCCACUAUCAAGAUGACAUGGUCAUGUCCGGCGAUAUCUUCCUCUUGCAGGAUGCAUCCAGUCCUAGCCGUACACUCGAUCUCGCCUCCAAUCUUGAAGUAGGGACUGCGGGAAGUAGAGCAACCGGCGAUCGAACUAGUCGUUGUACAAAAUCUGUGAUGACAAUAGCAUUCCAAUUUGUGUAUGAGAUCCACCUUCAAGAAAAUGUAGCUAACAUGGCUAGACAGUAUAUCCGUAGUAUCAUUGCCUCGGUUCAAAGGGUGGCAUUGGCACUCUCCCCCUCCGAGUUCGGCUCGCAUGCCGAGUUUCGGACACCACCCGGUAUUCCUGAAGCACAGACACUAGCUCGUUGGAUUUGCCAAAGCCAUAGGUGUUUUCUGGGGAUGGAACUGCUCAAACAUGAAGGACAAUCCAUUCUGAAAAAUCUUUGGCAUCACUCAGAUGCAAUUCUAUGCUGCUCUUUGAAGGCACAGCCAUUUUUUAUAUUUGCCAAUCAAGCUGGACUUGACAUGCUUGAAACAACCUUGUUAGCCCUUCAGGAUAUAAGCUUGGAAAAAACAUUUGAUGAAGAUGGAAGAAGAGCCCUAUUUGCAGAGCUCCCACAAGUCAUUCAGCAGGGCUUUAUGUGGCUUCAAGGUGGUGGGAUGUGUUUAUCAAGCGUGGGGAGGCCAAUCUCUUAUGAAAGAGGAGUGGCAUGGAAAGUGGUAAAUGAUGAAGAAAUUGCUUACUGUAUCUGCUUCAUGAUCUCCAAUUGGUCGUUUGUAUGAAAAUUUCCAACAAAAUCAUAGGAUCUACAUACCAAACUGUUUUUUG